AUGAUCAUCUUCUCGUCCCGCAGCGUGCUGCUCUCCGUGUACUACCCGCAGAUAUUCCUCAUCCUCACUAGCGGCAGCUACCUGGCGUUGUCCUCAGUGGUGGCCCUGGGGACCAACAUCAUCUGCAACAAGAUCCCCGGGCUGGCCCCCCGGCAGCGAGCCAUCUGCCACAGCCGGCCGGACGCCAUCAUCGUGAUCGGCGAGGGCGCCCAGCUGGGCGUCAACGAGUGCCAGUACCAGUUCCGCCACAGCCGCUGGAACUGUUCGGCCCUGGGGGAGCGGACCGUGUUCGGCCAGGAGCUCCGAGUCGGUAGCCGGGAGGCGGCGUUCACCUAUGCCAUCACGGCGGCGGGCGUGGCCCACGCAGUGACAGCGUGGUGCAGCCGGGGGGCGCUGAGUGGCUGUGGGUGUGAGCGGGAGCAGCAGGGCGUGUACACGCGGGAGGGCGGCUGGAGGUGGGGGGGCUGCUCCGCGGACCUCCAGUACGGCCUCCAGAUCUCGCGAAGGUUCGUUGACGCCCGCGAGAUCAAAAAAAACGCCCGGCGGCUGAUGAACCUGCAUAACAAUGAGGCAGGACGAAAGGUCCUGGAGGAGCAGAUGAAGCUGGAGUGUAAGUGUCAUGGCGUGUCGGGCUCCUGCACCACGCGGACGUGCUGGACCACGCUGCCGCAGUUCCGCGAGGUGGGCUGGGCGCUGCGGGGGCGGUACGAGCGGGCGGUGCAGGUGGAGGCGGUGCGGGCCGGGUGGCUGAGGCAGCCCACCUUCCUGCGCGUGAAGAAGGCCCAGAGCUACCGCAAGCCAGCCGACACCGACCUGGUGUACAUCGAGCGCUCACCGAGCUACUGCGAGCAGGACGGGGUCACGGGCAGCCUGGGCACGCAGGGCCGCGUCUGCAACCGCACCUCCCCCCACCCCGACGGCUGCCAGCUCCUCUGCUGCGGCCGCGGCUACAACACACACCAGUACACACGCGUGUGGCAGUGCAACUGCAAGUUCCAGUGGUGCUGCUUCGUCCGCUGCAACUCCUGCAGCGAGAGGACUGAGGUGUUCACCUGCAAGUGA
Conger conger (European conger) is the source of this 1062-nucleotide messenger RNA. RefSeq names its product protein Wnt-7b-like. Gene Ontology annotation, molecular function: cytokine activity; frizzled binding. Bases 1 to 1062 code for a protein of 353 amino acids. The transcript is spliced from 4 exons. Gene Ontology annotation, cellular component: extracellular region. Gene Ontology annotation, biological process: multicellular organism development; canonical Wnt signaling pathway; neuron differentiation. The record is from RefSeq and is a predicted model, not a curated record. Lineage: Eukaryota; Metazoa; Chordata; Actinopteri; Anguilliformes; Congridae.